Messenger RNA from Aplosporella prunicola CBS 121167, 459 nucleotides. RefSeq lists its product as uncharacterized. The coding region runs from base 63 to 224 and encodes 53 amino acids. Lineage: Eukaryota; Fungi; Ascomycota; Dothideomycetes; Botryosphaeriales; Aplosporellaceae. The record is from RefSeq and is a predicted model, not a curated record. The transcript has a single exon.
CUCUUUCGCCCCGGCGAGGCGGCCAAAGUGCGAGGGCAAUACGACACGAUACGACAUUUGUGAUGGGUGGAGCGGGUCCAGAGGCCUUUUCGGUGGGGCCUGGCCUUGGCCGAUCCCCGCCGCCCAAGCGCUCAGACUCUGCGCAUCCCGUCACUCCGUCUGCCGCUGCUGGCGCAUCAUCCCACACUCCAUGCCCAUCGCGGAUAGCUUCCGUCACGGCUUGAAUCCUCCCACGUGCUAACCAGCGCCGUCGCCCAAGCCCUUUGUGCCUCUCCUGACGGCGCUUGCGUCGAGAGAAGGGGAGGGGGUACGUCACUUUUGCCGGCGUCGUACAGCUGCAACAAAUUUCUUGUCGGUGCCAUGGUUGCUGACGGUAGCGGUGUGCCUCCUUGUCCCUCUGGCCUCUCUCGGUCAAUAUUGUCGCGCAAUUCACCCCCCCCCCCCCCGCCAAUCUCCCCC